UGUCUGCUGUCUCACUGUGCUGUUGAGUUCAUCUCUCCCGCAUCAUAAGUCUUAAAAUUCUGAAGCCCAAGUAAUCUCAAUCCGAAGAACAACCGGUAACGACCAAAGACCAACGAUUGUGUGUUUUCGUUUUUGUGUACAUUCCAAUUUCCACCAUAACUAAGUCACUGUCACUACGAUAUUACACCACGGACACGGAACGAGCCAGAUUUGAGAUUUCGUCGUUGUUGUCGCGUCGUCGACCGUUUCGCAUUCGCAGUCGUCGCGUCGUCGUUGGACGUUGGACUAUCUCUUGUAAAAAGAACCCUCAUUCGUUCACGAUUGAAAGCUAUUGAACAGUUCAUCAGCGUCCGUGCUCCUGAGCAGUCGUCUAUUUAAUGUGCGUCUCUCCUGGCUACAAAAAGUUCUUUUCGUCUGUUUCUGUUCGGAACCGUAGUAAAUUUAUGGUGCUGUUCCGUUGGUGCGUUCGGAAUAUUAAUUCAGCCAAAAAUUAAACUGUGACCUUUGUUUCGGGACUCCUGAAUCCUGAUGGAGGAAGUCAAAUAGAAGUUUUCAACAAAUAUUCUUUGUACAGUGAAUAAUUUAAAUUUAAAUCCUUUUCAUCGUCCUUUCAAUUAUUAUUAUUGUGUUUAUUUGUUUAAAUCUUUGUAAUGACGGUUUUGAUUUGUAAGGAUGUUCCUGCUCCCUACUUCUAUGUAAAAUAAGUUCAAGUCAAUUUUAACAUCUGUUACAUUUUUUGAAGAAGAUUAGCGCCAACUUAUAGAGUGAUAGCGCGUUCGCGUUUAAAUAUUAUUUUUUACACUUUCGCUCUCUCGUCGUCUCUGAUUUUUGUAUAAUGUGCGUUCUGUUUAAAAAAUAAACAGUUGUUCUGAGAAUUAACGGUAAUUAUUGCUUAUUUCUCAGAAAUAUAAUAAAUAUAGUGAGAUCCCAGAGCAAGAAAACAAAUAAAUAAAAUUGAGCCACCAAAGGACAUUCAGAGUGUUAUACUUCACAUAUGCAUACCCUGAAAUUGGUUUAACCGGAAAUCCCAUACUUACUAAAUAAUAAGGAACACACACACAAAUCUUUAUAAAUGGUUCUAAAGGAUAUGCACGUACGUGAAAACCUUACUAUGGACAAUCGUAAUACAACAUUUACUACGCGACGUGGGUGCAUGCUUUCAUUUACAACGCUUAUCCUUGUUGGAGCUAUUUUCAUAUGCACUCUGUUGGCGGUUAGUUUUAUUAUCUAUAACUUCGCUUCCUGCGCUCACUUGGUUCAAGAUAGCGAAAAUAUAGUAUGCACUCCACACAAACCACACUUGCAGCCAGGUCAAGAACGGAGUUCCACUGCUGGCAGUGGUAGCAAUGCCGAUGGCUCUGACGACGAUGGGGAAAAAGACUUGGAUAAAGAUGUCAGAUUGCCGAGGUCCGUUGUCCCAGAGAAAUAUAACAUCUCAUUAAUUCCUCAUCUUUCUAACAAUACCUUCAAAUUCGAGGGUGAAGUACAAAUAAUUGUGCGGGUUGUGGAAGCUUGUCAGAAUAUUACCAUGCAUGUCACAGAAUUGAGAAUAGCCCAAGAGGAUGUUGCUGUUCGAAAAUUGAAUGACAAUGGCAGCGGCAGCGGCAGUAGUAGCGGUGAUAGUCUCCGGAUACGGAAGCAAUAUUUUGUCGAAGCAAAGCAGUUCUUUGUCAUUGAUUUUUAUGAGGAACUACAAAAGGAUACUCAUUACGAGAUUCGCAUCAAGUUCUAUGGGGACAUACUGGACUAUUUACAAGGAUUCUAUCGCAGUUCCCAUCAAGUGGGCAACGAAACAAGGUGGCUUGCCUCGACUCAAUUCCAGCCAACAGAUGCCCGAAGAGCGUUUCCUUGUUUUGAUGAACCAGCUCUUAAGGCUACCUUCACGUUGAAUAUUGCGCGCCCAUUGAAUCUGUCAUCGAUAUCAAACAUGCCAAAGAAAGAGGGACCAUUGAGGAAAGUCGAUAACAUUCCAGAUUAUGUUUGGGACAACUAUAUGGAGUCUCUUCCAAUGUCAACAUAUUUAGUAGCUUAUACUGUCUCGGAUUUUGCAAAUCUUACCAAAGGAAGCUUUUCCGUCUGGGCACGGCCUGAUGCUAUACAAUCUGCCCAAUACGCUCUUAUUGUUGGACCUAAAAUAUUAAAAUUUCUAGAACAAUACUUUAACAUUCCAUAUCCAUUACCAAAAGUUGAUAUGAUAGCAUUGCCAGAUUUCCAUGCCGGUGCCAUGGAAAAUUGGGGUCUGAUUACAUUCAGAGAAAUCGCCAUGCUCUAUGAAGAGGGUGUUUCUCCAACAACCAACAAACAACGGAUAGCAUCUGUUGUUGGCCAUGAAUUAGCUCACCAAUGGUUUGGAAAUUUAGUAACACCAACAUGGUGGACUGACAUUUGGUUGAAUGAAGGUUUCGCAAGUUACAUGGAAUAUCUGACAGUUGAUGCUAUUGAACCUGAAUGGAGGACCAUGGAUCAGUUUGUUGUAACUGAAUUGCAAAAUGUCUUCCAUUUGGAUGCAUUUUCGUCAUCGCAUAAAAUUUCCGUUGAAGUUUCUAAUCCCGAUGAGAUAAAUGAAAUUUUCGAUAAAAUCUCAUAUGCCAAAGGUGCUACGAUUAUCCGGAUGAUGAGUCAUUUCUUAACAUCCAAAGUCUUUCGAUCGGGACUUACGAAAUAUUUGAGAGAAAUGGCAUACCGUGCUGCUGAACAGGAUGAUCUUUGGAGGUUCCUUACCAAUGAAGCGAAGGCAAGUGGUUUGCUAAGCAAUUCAACAACUGUUAAAGAAAUCAUGGACACCUGGACCUUACAAAUGGGUUUCCCAGUGUUAACAAUUAAGAAGAAACCAAAUUCGUUUAUCAUGCAAAUGGAACAGAAGAGGUUUGUCUAUGUGAACGAAAGCAGUUCUGAAGAAGCAAACCCCUUGUGGUGGAUUCCAAUUACUUACACAACAUCCAAGGAAUUAAACUUUGAGAACACACGGCCCAUUACAUGGGUUCCAAAAACCAAGAACUUUGAUAUUAACAGCAAGAACCUUUCCACCGCUGAAUGGUACAUAUUUAAUAUUCAGCAAACUGGUUACUAUCGGGUGAACUACGAUGCAGAGAACUGGGCGGCAAUUACAAAGCAUUUAUUACAACCAUCGAAGUUUAGGGAAAUUGCUCCAUCAAAUCGGGCUCAGUUAAUUGAUGAUGCAAUGAGUCUAGCUCGAGCUGGACUUAUAAACUACGAUGUAGCCUUGAACUUAACUACAUAUCUUGUCCAUGAAGAGGACCAUGUACCUUGGAAGGCUGCUAUUGUGGCUUUUAACUUUAUUGAUUCAAUGUUUGUGCGAGAGGGGGACUAUCAUCUCUUAAAGACGUAUCUAUUGAAGCUUCUCAACAAAGUGUACGAUCAAGUUGGAUUCACUGAUAAUAUUGAUGAGAAGGAUAUGCUUAUGCUUUGGAAGCGUAAUGAGAUCCUGAACAUGGCUUGUCAUUUGGGACAUCAGAAAUGCAUUACCGACUGUAGCAGACAUUUCCAAAACUGGAUACAAGAUCCUAAUCCAGAUAUGAAUAAUCCGAUCUCACCAAAUCUACGAAAUAUCGUUUAUUGCACAGCAAUUCAAUAUGGAACCGAAGCAGAGUGGAACUUUGCCUUCGAUCGUUAUAUGAACUCAAAAGUCUCCAGUGAACAGGAAGUUCUAUUAAGUGCCCUUGGAUGUUCCAAAGAACCAUGGAUUCUUUCUCGUUAUCUAAGAAGGGCUGUUUCUGGAGAGGGUAUUCGUAAACAAGACGUGUAUCGAGUUUUUGCUGCAGUUUCUCAUAAUGUGGUGGGACAACAAAUCGCUUUCGAUUACAUUCGGAAUCAUUGGGAUAACAUUAUAAUAUACCUUGGAAAGUCAAUGUCCAAUCUAAACACGAUCAUCAAGUUCCCAACAAAACUCAUGAACACUCGAUUCCUUUUGGCUGACUUGAAGAGUUUUGUGAAGAAUGAUCUAAAGGAAACAGGUCGCACCAUCCAACAGGCUGUUGAACAGGUUCAAAUAAAUGUCGAUUGGAUGGAUCGCAAUUACAACACAAUUGUUGAAUGGCUCAAGAAACAAGAGAUUAACAAAAGUUAAAAUUAAAUGCCACACAAAUCAAAUUAAUUUAAAACAAAUAAAAACAAAAACAAAGACUGGUUUGAAACGACCUUUGUUUUAUAAAUAUUCCUUUGUUAAAAAAUGUAUUCUUAAUAAAUUAAUUUAUGUAAAAAAUUUAAGUCUAAGAUAUAUAAAAUACCAAAUGGCCAAAUAUACCGAAUAUGCCAAUCCUUUUAUUUUAAAAACAAGUUAGUUUUAUGAUAUAAAAAAAGAAACAAACAACUUUUGUAUCUUUAUUUUUUUAAUAUUUUAUAUUUUGUAUUUUUAAUGUAAUAGAUUUAACAAAAACGAAAAGCAAAAUUUUACUCUAUCAUCCGUCUGUUUGUAAAUAUUAAAUAAUUAAUUAUGUACUACAUACACUUUAAGUAAUAAUGCUUAUAUAUAAUCAUAGAUAUACAUAAAAAUAAUAAAAAUAACAAAAUAAUAUUAAUUUAGAUUUUAAAUUAGAAUUUAAGGAAUUUACACUCCGAUAUUUAGUCAGCACAAGUAACCAGAUGCCAGAUUACAUGCAUUUGAAAUGUUUAAUUUCUUUAUAUUCAUUGUAUGUUAAACAUUAUAAAGUAUUACAUUAAGCAUUUAAUUAUUGAUGAAUUAAUGAAAUUGUGUACUUAAAAUAAAUAAAUAUAAAUUAAAUUAA
Molecule: messenger RNA, 4745 nt
Organism: Eupeodes corollae
Lineage: Eukaryota; Metazoa; Arthropoda; Insecta; Diptera; Syrphidae
Gene: superdeath
Product: aminopeptidase N
Exons: 8
Coding region: 1073-4087 (1004 amino acids)
Biological process (GO): peptide catabolic process; proteolysis
Cellular component (GO): cytoplasm
Molecular function (GO): zinc ion binding; metalloaminopeptidase activity; peptide binding
Source: RefSeq, a predicted model, not a curated record